UGUAAACAAACAAAAUGUCGCCGAGAGUGCAGUAAGUUUCACAUGUAGAGCCCUUUUUCAAGUUUUGCUCAUCGACCGCUAACCUUCUAAUUAUUUUUUUUAAAGGAAUUAGAGUCGUAAAUUGUUUUGAGGUUUCUCUUGUGUCUAUCUGGGACUUGUGUGGGAGUCAUGAGCAGCUGCUCCACCGGCCAGACUCCUGCUCGCAGCUUCGCAGCAAUGUCCAGCCCUCCUCCGUCCUCCUCUUUAUCACUCUCGACCAACAUGCUGGACUCUGCUGCAGAGCAGAUGAUGGUCCACAGGAACUUCCACGCAGCUUUUGACACAUGCCAGAAAGGUCUGGAGAGCCUGGCGAGUGCGGAGCCGGAGGACUACAGAUGUGGAGAAUUAAAGGCUGGUUUCUGCAUCUUGGGGAUUCAGGCUCUCGCUGAGAUGAACCAGUGGAGCGGUGUCCUCUGCUGGGUCCUGCAGCAGUAUGAACAUCAGGAGGAGAUCCCAGCGAAAAUCAUGCAGAUGUGCAUACUUCUGUACUCCAAGGUUGGUGAGCCCGCUGUGAUGCACGAUGCAGCCAGAAUUUGGUUGCACAGUCCACUAAAAUCCAGAGUAGCUGGUUUCCGGACAGUCGCAGAGUUAUAUCUGCUGCACAUACUUGUGCCACUUGGACAUUUAGAGGAGGCUCAGGAGUUUAUUGAAGGUGAGGUUGGCGACGCUGCAUUCCAGGACCAGAGACAAACAGCGCUGGAUAUUGUGCAUGAAAAAGCACAGCAGAAUCAAGAGCCAUCUUCAAAUCCCAAUUCAGAGUCUGGAAAUGCUGCACAUCCUGUGUCAAUUCAAGGUGGGGUCAUCCAUAAACUUGCAUCCAUGGUCACGUUUCUGUACAGAAAACUACUGUUGUCUGGCUCUGGCUCAUUCUCCCUCCGGAGGUUCUUCCUGGCAGCUGUUCUCGUCUACAUGCUUUUAGUCCGAAUGGAUCCAGCUCUUCCUUCUUCAUUCAUGUGGAUUUCCAAACUUCUCCAGCUGCUCAAGCAGAUGUGGAGAGCCAUGUUUGCACCGUAUUAUCAGGCUCUUAAUUAAAACGAAGGACUGUGAGAAUCACAAUGGGUUGUUUCAAUUCCCUCUUACUUCACGGUUUUGUAGGGGUAUGUGUAGUUUCCUGAGACUCCCAACAUCAAUCACAUUAACAAUUUUACUUUGGUCACAUUUCAUUUUAUUUCUUUUCUGGGAGAAAACACAGCUAAUGUAGAAAUGAUCCACAGACUAUCAGCAACAGAUUUUUUUACCUGUUUUUUUGUUUACAUCGCUAAAUUUACAAAUAAUGUAUCUCUUCUUCAAGUUGUUUAUGAAUCUCUAACUAAUCAUUUAGCCAUAACUCCAGCACAAGACUCAGGCCAUCAGGAUUGCAGCUUUAUUUCAUCAUGGAGUGGUUUGUAUAACCACAUGAGAAGUUAAAGUAUGAGUAAAGUAAAGUACUUAAUUUCAUUAUUAUUAAUUAUCUUAUGUUUCUGUUUUGUUUUUGUCUGUUGUACAUUCAGUUAGUCUGUAACUUUGUGUUUUGCUGCUGACUACUUAAAACAGGUCUCUCUUGUGAAUGAGAGCCUGGGUCUCAAUAUGAUUUUACCUGUAUAAAUAAAGGUUAAGAAAUAAAAAAAAAAAUUAACUGAAAAACAGUAACAGUCCACAGUCUGCUAAAGGGGGUAAAAAAUACAUGCAAUAUAUUUAUGAACAUUUUUCUCACUGAUUUAUUAAAGAAAAAAGCAGGGGCAGUUGGAGAUUCUAACGCUGAUUAACAAGUCUUUUUUUUUUCUUUUUUUCACAUUCUUUCUCAGAUAUGCUCUCCUAUUAUCUAUAAAUACGUAAACAAGUGGAGUUUUGUGUAUGUAUUUAUGUAUAUGUUUAAUAGAUCUAAAAAAUACUCAGGUCAUAACAUGUAAAAGUAUACAUUUUGAGUCAUUUUUUUCAAAAACUGUUACAAAGAUUAUAAUUUCAAUAUGAUAAAAGGAACAGUCUAUUCCAUACUGUUUACUUCAACUGAAUAGUUCCUGCAGACAUAACUAAUUUUCUAAGGUGGACAAAGAAAUAGAGAUCUAUCAUCUAGAAACUAAACCAGUGCCAAAGUUAAAGUACUUCUCUCAAAAUAAUUAUUUUGUGAGCUUUUGUACUAGUUGUCUCUGCAUGUCCGGGUGACAGACUAACAACUCAGCAACAUGAGAACACUGGCUUGUGAUUGGGAAAUGGGGACAACGUAAGGUUCAGGAUCUGAGAUAAAAAGAUAAUCCAUUCUAAAGAUACAUUAUGUUAUUUCUGUAUUUUAUUGGUGUGGGAAUGUCAGAUACUUAGCAGCCUUACUCACAGGUGGAUAUCAUCAUCUGCAGCAUUGUACUGGAUUAUCUUUGCAGUGAUGCACUGUCACACAUUCUUCUCAGAAAUCACAUAUUUCUAAGGAAUUAGAUUUUAAUGGACUUCGAAAAAUGAACCUAUCUGCUGUCACCCAUUGUGUUGACAAACCCACCAGAAAAUGUCUCUAAUUAAGAAAAAAAGUAAAUGUUUUCAGAAGAAAUGUAGGAAGUAGCAAUGAAAUACCAUCUGACCACAUUACAUAAAAUGCUGCUCUCAAAACUCCAGCCUUCCAGCAAGUUAGAAUUCUAUAUUUGCUCAAAACAGAAGUUAUGUUAAUUUCUUAACAGUAAUAUAGAGAUAAAUGUUUCAACAACUUUAGGUGUAAAAAAUAGAUGAAAAGUAAUACUUUUACAAUAAACUACUUUAAACUUUUGUCUUUCACCCAGUCACCCAAACAUAAUCUAUAGCCUACCCACCAGAAACCGAGAAUCAGAAUCAGAAAGAAGUUUUUUGCCAAGUUUUUUUUAACACACACAAGGAAUUUGUUGUGGUGAUUUGGUGCAAUACAAAAGAACAAGUCAUAUUAACUGAGAUAUAAAAUAUAAAGUGAAAAGAAAAAAUGUACAACAUGUUUUAUGUUAUGUUUAUGGUUUUAAAGUGCCAAAGUAAUGAGUCUGUACGGAGGUGACCCAGGAUGUGCGUUAAUGAGGAAAUUACAACAAAGUAUGUAUUCCUAUUCAGGGUAGCAGGGAUCUGCUGGAGCCAACUCCAAGGGCCAAUCCCAAUUCUCCUUCACUCGCCCUUCUUUUCUCCACUCGCACUUCUUUUCUUCCCUAAGCCCUAAAAAAGAAGGGGGAGAUUUUAGGGCACUUGAAAUCUAGGGCACUUGGCCCAGGUGCCUGUCCCAAUUCUCCCCCUACCCCUCGUUUCCAUCCCUACCCUGAUCAGGAAGCUGAGAGCCAAAAGCUGUUUUAAUUUCAGCUGUAGCUCUGUUAAUAUGGCACUUAUAUUCCAUAUAAAAAAA
Molecule: messenger RNA, 3358 nt
Organism: Cololabis saira (Pacific saury)
Lineage: Eukaryota; Metazoa; Chordata; Actinopteri; Beloniformes; Belonidae
Product: peroxisome assembly protein 26-like
Exons: 5
Coding region: 169-1071 (300 amino acids)
Biological process (GO): protein import into peroxisome membrane; protein import into peroxisome matrix
Cellular component (GO): peroxisome; peroxisomal membrane
Molecular function (GO): ATPase binding; protein-containing complex binding
Source: RefSeq, a predicted model, not a curated record